This is a messenger RNA of Eriocheir sinensis (Chinese mitten crab), 3434 nucleotides long. RefSeq lists its product as uncharacterized. The transcript is spliced from 11 exons. Bases 388 to 3078 code for a protein of 896 amino acids. The record is from RefSeq and is a predicted model, not a curated record. Lineage: Eukaryota; Metazoa; Arthropoda; Malacostraca; Decapoda; Varunidae. Gene Ontology annotation, molecular function: protein binding.
GGCUACACGGCCCUGCAGCGCGCCGCCUGUGAGGGCCACGUAGACAUCGUGCGGCAGCUCAUCAAGCACAACGCUAACGUGGACCACCAGGAUGACCAGCACGGGAACACGGCGCUACACGAGGCGGCCUGGAAGGGCUACAGCCACACGGCGGAGGCGCUGGUGCGCGCCAAGGCCAAUGUCUAUAUCAAGAACAAGGGCGGCUUCGCGCCGCUGCACCUGGCCUGCCAGAACGGCCACAACCAGACGUGCCGCGUGCUGCUGCUGGCGGGCUGCAGGCCGGACAUCAAGAACAACUACGGCGACACGCCCCUGCACACCGCCGCGCGCUACGGCCACGCGGGGGUCACGCGCAUCCUGCUCUCCGCCCGCAGCCACGUCGCCGAGAUGAACAAGAAUGGCGACACAGCCCUGCACAUCGCGGCAGCCAUGGGGAGGAGGAAGCUGACCAAGAUAAUGCUGGAGUCCGGGGCCGACCAGACCAUCAAGAACAAGCAAAACGAGGCGCCGGGAGACAUUGCCAAGCGGAAGGAGUUCGACCAAAUCUUAGAAAUCCUGAAGAAUCCUCCGCCCAUAGUGUCUGUGGAGGAGCGGCUGAGGAGGGAGCAGGAGCAGAAGAAGCGGGAGGCUAAGAAUGGGGCAGCAGGUGGAGGGAAGGACAAGGACACCGGGAAGGGGGAUAAGAAGAGGGGCAAGACCAAUGACAGCGGGACCUCCUCUAAAGACAGCAGCACCCGAGCCAAGGAGAAGAAGAAGCACAAGGCAGAGCACAAGGAGAAGCGCCGAGCCAAGCAGGUGCAGUGGUCGCCGUACGGAUGCCAAUACUACCCGCCGCUGUCCCCGCAGGACCUGGCCGUGCCCAACAUUGACUCCCUCCCCAAGGACCCGCUGGGCAAGGGGGAGCAGUACUUCAUUGAUCUUGCCGGCAACAUCAAGAAGGGGCCGGUGGGCGUGGGCUACACCUGCUACUGUGCACCCUUCUUCAAGAAUGUGGAGGACAAGCUGGAGAAGGACAAAGUGGCGCUCAUGGACCACAUCGACGCAGCGCACGACAAGCUGGACGCCAAAAUCACCAACCUGGAACAUCGCACCAAGUCACACAUCCAACACCUCAGUGACAACGUGAAGCAGAAGUUGGCUGACGAGAAGGAAGAGUGUCGGCAGCGCGUGGAGAGGACAAAGGUAGCGAGGGAGGUUCAGGCGGACUCCAAGAUGUCGCAGCUGCAGCAGUGGGUGGAGCGGCGCCUGGCAUCGCGCGCCCCUCCCAGCCAGCAGCCACAGAUCCUGCCGAGGUCCUUCAUGUUCAGAGGCUCGGUGCGGAGACCCAAGGAGCCUCCCCCCGGCCACUACCCACUCUCCAGGUCCCGGUCGGAGGAGGCCAUCUCAGAGUACCGCGAGGAGGGUGAGAGUGACCGGGACUCUGUGUACAAGGGGCUGCGCGUGCUGGACCACCCCACCUCCAUGUACAACAUUCCCCAGACUGUGCAUGAUGAACACGAUGCAAUCAUCUAUGAUGCCCCCAGAACCAUACCCUCCCUGGUGCCUGGCAUCCUCCGCUGCCCCUCACCUACAGACCACCCCUCCAGAAGCUUGUCAGCGGAUAGCCGCCGCCUCACGCCAGCAAGAAUGACUCAAAGACGCAGCCACUCACUAGAUGCCAGAAACGUCCUUGAAAGCUCCGAAGACUUGCCAAAUGGAAAGGGGUUAAGGAGAAGUGAAGGAUCAUCCACUGGCACCCCAGUGAGGGAUGUUCUCAAUGAGUCUGCCAGCAGUGACAUGUCUGCUGGCCAGCGAGGCAGCAGAAGUAGCAGAGGCCUCAGUGGGUCUUCCAUGCACGGGUCUCCAGUGGUGCGAAGGAUGGGCCGCUACUCCCCCGCCAACCCCUCGCCCCUCCUGCGGCACCCUGACCUCUCAGUACCACCAGACGCUGCAGCAGCACACCCUCCCAGCAGGCCCUCUCCCCUCCACCAUACAGACCUCAACCAGGCCGUGGACAACCUGAGGGUCUCUCAGUCCCAUGCUGAACAUGGCGCCAUACCAAAGACAACCAUGCGUGCUGAGGAUGCGACUCACGGCAUCAGAGGCAGCGAAGGGAACCAUGUGCAGCAGCAGCAUCAACAGCAGCAGCAUCAACAGCAGCAGCAUCAACAGCAGCAGCAUCAACCCCAAGGGUGGAGCGGCUACAGCCGCUACGACUACCGCAACAACAACCCCUACAUGCAUGGUGACCUCAGAGGCCGUGCAGCAGCCACCUACCAGCCCCAGGUUACCAGUACCCAUGUGGAGCCCACCCCUGCCAAGGUCGGGGCUGAAAACUACAUGCAGUACCCCAAGUACCCAACACCCCCUGAGGAGGCCCAGACAGCAGAGCCCUACCAGCCCCAGCCCGGUGAAGCCUACGGCCACACUCAGACUGCCAGAGAUGCUGACGUUUACUACACACAAAACGCAGAAGCCUACCAGAGCCACACUGUGGAAGCCUACCACACACAGACCACAGAGGAGCACCACAACCAGAGUGUGGAGGCCUUCCAGGCACAAAUGGCCCAGGCUCAGGAAGAAUAUGAUGCUGCUACUUACCUGGACAUGGACAGGUACAGGAUCCAGCAGGCAGUGAGGCGGCUGUACGACGGCUACCUGGCGGAGGGGCGGCUGGAGGCUGUACGUGGCGGCGGCGGACGUAACCCUCACGAGUCCUCCAUGGAGCACGACUCUCACAAUGACUCGGGCUACUCCACCAGGCUCUGCACGGGCUCGCAGGGACCCUCACCGGCCCUCUCUGGUGGCCAUGAAAUGCUGCCAGACGGUGACGUGCGGCCCCACCACGGAGCAGCCACACCUGAGGCUGGGCGGUGCGCUGCCUAUGGUGACGCCCAGAGGCAGGAGCUGGGCCGGGGCAGCCUAGGAGAGGCAGGGAAGGUGGUGGGGCCUGAGGCAGGCUACCCCGCCCCCCCUGGCCUGCGCUACAACAACGGCCUCCCUCCCGCGGUGGCCCCCAAGCCGGGAGUAGCACCCAAGUUCUCAACACCAAACCUGAGUGGCGACACGAUCAUCAUUGGGGAGUCGUCGCUGGUCUGAAGACACGUUUAAGAUUUUUUCUUCUUAACUUGAUCAUUAUUGGGAAGUUGCUGCUGGAAAGUGAAGCCACAAGUGGCCCACAGCCAUCAAUAAUUAUUUAUCUGUAUAUUGUAUGUAUUUUUGAAGAUGGAUAUAAGUAGAGAGCUUUAUAAAACAACUAAGCAAAGGAAAAAGACACUGCCCACACUGUGGGGAAAGUCAUAUGAUAUAUCACAAGGGCCAUGCAGCCACAGCCAUCAGUAAUUAUUGGCCAUGUGGGUCUUCAACUUGACAAGAGUAAAAGAGGUAAAGGAAGCAAACUAGAGGAAGGAUUGAGCAAUAUUUGAAAGUUAUAACCGGUGUGAAUAUAUAUAUAU